AUGCAAGAAAUCGAUAAGCUGGAGAUGCUGAUGGGUGAACAGAAUUUCACAAAUUUGAGGCCAAUUCCAUGGAAACGAGUCGCACGAAUUAGUAACACAACAAAAGAGUUACGAGCGAUUUUGGAUUCGGUGCAUUUGAAUGGACUGAUGAUUCAGGACGGAGAUGAAUCAUCGCUGGCCAGUAUUGGUAUUAGCGAUAGCUCUCUCAGUGAAGUGAACGGAGUUGUGGAACAGGCGAAAUUUUUGCUGGAACGAAGCAAUAAAUCAAAAAAUAACCUCGAAGCAAUAAUUGGAGAGACUCUUGGACUCACAGAAAAAGCUCAGCAAUAUUCCAGAAUUCUCCAAGAUAUUGUAAACCAGUUUCAACAUUAUGUUAAGUACGGUGGUAGCAAGCAGGAUAGUUCGCAGAUCGAUGUUUGGGUGCAAGAAGCAAAUGCCUAUCUCGAAGCUAUAAAAGAGCGCGGAACUUACAUCGAAAAGAGAUACAAUCGUGGAACUAUCGAAUUUGAGUUAGUUUUUGUGUUACAUCACUUUACAGCUACGAUCUUCUUGUCUACCCUACUCGGCAUUACAAUUUUGGCUGAGCUUCUUUCGCUCUUUAUUCUCAUCCUAUUAUUAAUUUUAGAUAGAAUUAUCAAAAGGGAAAAUGCACGCUACAGG
This is a messenger RNA of Gongylonema pulchrum, 660 nucleotides long. The record is from the annotation of a GenBank genome assembly. NCBI's taxonomy places the organism in Eukaryota, Metazoa, Nematoda, Chromadorea, Rhabditida, Gongylonematidae.